AUGAAUGCUCCCAAAGCAGCCUACAGCGUUGGUGCCUCUUGGCUCCAUUGGGCCACUGCAAUUCCCUUGAUUGGCUGUGUGGGAACCGUUCUCAAGGCUCAAGAUGCGCCCAAGUCGGAAAAGGGCACGUGGAUGCAUCGCCACAAGAGUCUGGGCUUGUUGACUGGCAUGAUUGUGCUUCCUCGUGUGGCCUACCGUUUGGGGAACAUGGCAGCGUACAAAGUCAAGGGUAUCCCAGGAGUAUCCGAUGUAGAACACAAGGCCGCCAGUUUGACCCACUAUGCACUCUAUGGCUUCAUGACCGUCAUGCCUGCCACCGGCAUUGCCAUGGGAUACUUUGGUGGCAAGGGACUUCCUUUCUUUGGCACCACAUUCGGUGGAAUUGUGAGCACAGACGACACGAAAGCCCGAAAUGGAUCCAUUGCCAAGAAUAGCUUCAAAAUCCACAAGCAAUUGGGAACCUAUGGAAAGUUCGUGGUUCCCUUGCAUGUUGCCGGAGCCUUUCAGCACUUUUUCCGAGGACACACAAUCUUUGCCCGCGUCAACCCUUUCCGUGGACCACCCAAACACUAG
Molecule: messenger RNA, 573 nt
Organism: Seminavis robusta
Lineage: Eukaryota; Bacillariophyta; Bacillariophyceae; Naviculales; Naviculaceae
Source: the annotation of a GenBank genome assembly